CUCAAAUUAAAAAGAUUACACUUUGGAAAGCUUGUGUUCUGCCCACGAUUUUGCACUCACCAAUUUAAAAUUCUUAUCAAAGAUACAACGAGAUUUCCUUGGUUUUAAUCCACUCUGUAAUCUCAUCAAACCAAUGGCUCGCUCUUUCGCUAACGUUAAGACUUUCUCUGCUCUUCUUCUAGACGGAUUCUCCAACACUCUAACCAGACGCGGAUACUCUGUUGCAACACGGAGCGUGAAAAGGGGAGGAGUUAACGCGAUGGCAGGGAAGUCAGGGGAAGAGAAAAGGGUGUCGUCGUACGAGGUUUCAUGGGUGCCAGAUCCUGUCACCGGUUACUACAAACCGGAGAACAUCAACGAGGUUGACGUUGCCGAUUUGCGUGCUUCUCUUCUUCGCAAAAAAUUCAACAACUAAAUUCAAACAAAAUUACAAAACUAUGGCAUUAAAGAUUCAACGAUGCGUUUCGGGAUCUGCUUCGGAUGAUGAUGGCUUAACGAAAACUAGGUUGAUUGAUUGAUUGAUUAUAUGUGUUUAUCACAGAGGGAAAGGAAAUUAAUUAAUGUCUAUGUUUGCUAUGUACUUGUUAAAGAGAAGACGUUGAUUUUUUAUUAGGAUUUUUUUUAUGCUUUAUAAAUAAUCGUUUAUUAUAUUU
Vigna umbellata (rice bean) is the source of this 653-nucleotide messenger RNA. Its product is annotated as indole-3-acetic acid-induced protein ARG2-like. Gene Ontology annotation, cellular component: mitochondrion. The record is from RefSeq and is a predicted model, not a curated record. Gene Ontology annotation, biological process: response to stress. NCBI's taxonomy places the organism in Eukaryota, Viridiplantae, Streptophyta, Magnoliopsida, Fabales, Fabaceae.